AUGGAUCACACCACUAGGGACCUUUUCCCUGCCUUGGUCAUUCAAUUGUCAAGAGAACAAAGUGGCACACCCUCAAUUCAGGAAUCGAAUGAGUCCUUGGAGGCACGUGAGGCACGUGAAUAUGAGAGCCCUAUACCCGCUGGGGUUGUUCACCCAGUCGCGUCUGUACAUUUAACUGACGGAGAUAACGGACCUGCUUCGCCUGUGCCCAAUCAGCAGAUCCCAUCUGGUUCGGAGUACGAGGCUUCGAGUUCUCCUCCUUCUCCAAAGUCACCCCGGCCGAUCAUCCGUUCUCAUCGCAUUACUGAUCAGGCUCCAAGCACGCCUGUUAGACCAACUCGAGUUCGAUAUUUCCUUGGAGAGAAUUCUCAGAAGUCCCUACCUGCGGCGAGUCCCACUGGCCCUUCUGGGAAUACUGCUUCUUCUGUCACAACUCGCAAUCGCCAGAAUACUGAUACAGAUUCCGCAAAUGCAAAGGGACGUCCAAAGAACGUGACUCCAAUUACCACUCCUGGGCUCAAAAUCGUUGUCAAGAAACCUUACGACGCCACCCUGGACUCCAGAACCGAUUCGAAGUCUGCAAAUACAAAGGGACGCCCAAAGGACGUGAAUCCCGUUACCAACACUACCACUCCUAGGCUAAAACUUGUUCUCAAGAGACCUCGGAAGGCCACCCCAGACUCGAGGACAGCUUCAGAUUUUACGAAUGCAAACAACCCCCCCAACAACGCGACUCCAAAUGCCCCUCGUAGAAUAAGAUUGGUUAUCAACAAGAAACCUCGUCAGUCCAUCAUGGGCUCCAAUCCCCCUACUGUUCCACUUGACCCCGUCAGCAACGAGUAUCCUUCGUCCUCCGCCAACCCCGGAGAUCAGCCAUCCAACAUCGACUCUGAUCAGCUGAAACCUACUGCAAAUACAUCUGUUGAGUCUUCUUUCGUCCCUGGGUCCCAUAUGGAUCCUCCUAAGUCUAGUACUUUUAGCACAUCUCAUAGGUCUUCCUCUGAACACGACGAGGCAUCCUCUAGUAUCAACCCUACUUCAGAGCUCCCCACCACCAGCGCAUCUCCCAGGUCUCGUUCAAGCUCUGGCGAAGCUCCGUUUGGCUACAGUGGUUACCGGUCUCCUCUUCGGGAUUACGUCUUUUCUACUCCCCCAGACCCUUCAACGGAUCCUCCAAGGGAUCCCGAACCGGAUCCUUCAAUGGAUCACUCAACGGCCCCUAAUAUGGACCCUUAUCAGCCAUAUCAUCCAGCGGUAAUGUCAGGUAUUACCCCGUUUGAAGACCCAAAUGUCCUCCCAUCCACAUUCAUGUACCCCGACGAGACCCCCAACAACAACUGGACCACCGACCCCAUGGGUGUCUACACCCCCGAGGAGUUUGAACGCAUCAUAGCGUCUGAGCAGGAGGUCCUGCGUGAAAUGUCCGAUCCCCAUGCCGAUCCACCGCAUGUGUAUGCCUGGGAAGAACAGCAACGUAUGAGAUCUCUUGCUCCGGAUGUUCUCGCUGCUGAGAUGAAAGCUGCCAUUGAUGAGAUAGAAGCUGCAAAUGCUGGAGAUGAGAGCCUACAGCCUGGAUAUUGGAAUUCUAUCGGUCCCCCACAGCCUUAUCCCACUGAACCUGAUGCACCUGAGUCUUCUCUCACUCAGCACCCUCCAGCUCGACUUGAGUCUGAUGAACCCGCUCGUACUGAAUCCUCUUCUGCUCAAGAUAUCUCUCCUGACCCCAGGGAAAUGUCCGAGGUCCCAAGUCAGACCUUGCAGUCAGUGGAGGAAACAUACCAAGCCUCAGCGGUGAAGCAUGCCCGACACAGUUCACCCAAGACGAAGAGCUCGAUCCCAGACCUAUCAACCACGGCUUCAGCAAGAACUUCAAUCUCGGUCCAGCGCCGCAGCACCUCAUCCACGGUCAAGACCACGAGCCCUCCGUCUACGUCAACCUCAACACGCCGCCGUUCUAAGAACCAGCCUGUGACGCCUGCUCCUGCCUCGACAUCACCCCGUCGUAGUUCCAGAAUCAACAAGGCCGAGCUAGCUACUCCAGAGGCUCCAAUCACCGUCUCCCCACGCCGCCUGCGCAGCUCCGACGUCAAUCCCAGCUCCAGCACAAAGAAGUUCGGCAAGGGCAACGCAACCCCAGACUCAUGGGAGACAGCACCUAUCGCAGACAAGAUGUUGUCCCAGAUGAAGGAGACGACAACGAUGUCGUGGGUGAGGAUCACUACAGCAUGGAACGAUAACCGAGCAGCCGAGGACGACCUCAUGACAUGGCGAGCACUGAGUAAGCGAUGGGCACGGAUUAAAGAAAAGAUUGGUGUUUGGCCCGGGUUCGACCACGUUCUUCUGGAUAACUUGCGUGAGUUCGAUUCAGAACUGGACAACGAUGGCUUUGUGCAGGUUGCCGAGUUUGUUUCGGCUGAGCUUGGCUGGGAGAUUCCCGCCGAGGUUUGCCAGGGUCGAUACGAAUUCCUCAAGAGCUCUGGCAAGCUCAAUUUGAAGGGCAAGGGCAAGGCUCGAAAGUAA
Penicillium concentricum is the source of this 2520-nucleotide messenger RNA. RefSeq lists its product as uncharacterized. The transcript has 3 exons. The record is from RefSeq and is a predicted model, not a curated record. NCBI's taxonomy places the organism in Eukaryota, Fungi, Ascomycota, Eurotiomycetes, Eurotiales, Aspergillaceae. Bases 1 to 2520 code for a protein of 839 amino acids.